This is a messenger RNA of Bradysia coprophila, 1937 nucleotides long. RefSeq names its product SET and MYND domain-containing protein DDB_G0273589-like. The record is from RefSeq and is a predicted model, not a curated record. NCBI's taxonomy places the organism in Eukaryota, Metazoa, Arthropoda, Insecta, Diptera, Sciaridae. Gene Ontology annotation, molecular function: protein binding.
CGAAAUGAAUUUAAUCUGCUGCCCAUACCAUACCAUACCAUUUAUACCAAUCACCAACUUCAUCAUAGAUCACUUUGACAAUUAUUGUCUGGUAAAAAUUUGUUGAUCUAGAAGAGCGCCAAGCACAGCGGUAUUUAAGAACACGUUUUUGUAAGAAAAGCUGAUAACCAUUUUCUAAUUAACAGUUUUACCUUGUCUUUGUGUGCGAAAAUAUGUGGAAAAAGCAAAACAACGAAUACAUUGAUAUUUGCAAUGGGCCUGAAUCACUCGCUUGUGAUAUAAAUCCUCCAAGUGCGGUCUUCGCUAGGCUACAAGCGAGUGGAUGUUUAAUGGGCAAACCCAAAAACAAUCAUGGAUCGAAGUUGUGCCGUGAAAUCGGUAAUAAACAAUUUGCUGAAUCCAAGUGGAUAGAAGCUAUCGGAUUAUAUAAUCGGGCGAUAUGCGCUGCAAAAAACGUUUCAUCUGAAUUGGUUGGUUUAGCCUACGCCAAUCGAUCGGCGUGUUUCUUCGAGUUACAAAUGUACGAAAAAUGUUUGGUAGACAUAACUCUUGCGAAGGAAGCAAACUUUCCACAACGAUUGAUGGCUAAGUUAGAUAAACGUCGUGACGACUGUUUGAAUUUCAUCGAAUCUGGCUCUAACCCCGUGCCAUUCGAGCCGAAAUUGAGCUUCGAAAGUCAUCCAAAAUUUACGGGAAUGGCAAACGUUUUGGAGAUUAAACUGGACAGUGAAUUUGGCCGUCAUAUUACUGUCACGUGUGACAUUGAUGUUGGCAAAAUAGUCGUAAUGGAAAAAGCUUUUAUGACCGCUUAUCGGUACGAAAAGUUUAGAAGAUGCGACACUUGCAUGAUGAAGGACACUAACUUGAUACCGUGCACAAGAUGCACCGACACAAUGUUUCAUUCCAGUGAAUGUAAGGCCAGCGAUUUUCAUAAGGUCGAAUGUGGUAUGUAUACAUUGCCUAUCGAUGCCGAAGAUUACAAUGACAACCAGCGUCACAUCAUUCGAAGUAUUCUACAAGCCGUUAAUAUGUUUGCAACUGCGGAGGAAUUACAGCAGUUUGUCGAGGAUGCCAUUUUCAGCGAUAGCAUGGAAAUCCCCGAAUCACUUUUAGAUGAAAAGUCGAACUAUCGCGAAUUUGUGAAACUUUGGCACGAACCGAAUGUGUACCUACGGGAUAUGUUUGGGCAGCAGGUCUACUUUGUCCACAAGAAACUUCUGGACCAUCCAACAAUUGGAUCGAAGUUCAAUACAAAGGAAACGCAACGUUUUCUAAUGCAUUUGGUUGCGCAACAUUAUUGUAUCAUCAAUUACUCCGGCAACAUUGUAUUCGACAAUUCUGAUGAUCUCGUCGGAUGGAACUUUGAAGAGUUUCGAUCCGUGAUCGCAAUGUAUAUGAAUCAUUCGUGUGCACCGAAUGCAACAUUGGUUUCCUUCGACGGAUACAAUGUAAUUGUCACAAUUCGACCGAUCAAAGCCGGUGAGCAAGUGUUUUUGUCGUAUUUCAGAAACGACAAAAUUCAACAUUCAACAAUCGAUCGUAAGAAGUACAUCUUGGCGCGGUGUCGAUUCAACUGCAACUGUGAGCGAUGUAACGGAAAGUCAUUGCCGAGUGGGGAACGUAACGAAAUGAAGAAGGACGAAUGUUUUCGCUACAUCGAACGGAACAAACCGAAAAUCAAUUUUCUGGUUGAGGGACCUAUCCAAACGCCAGCGGCUAAAGAGUUGGAAGAAAAAUGUAUUGAGUUUUUGAACCGAUACGGUCGUAAGAUUUGGUGCAAUGAAAUUGAUUUUGUUACGGACUGCUACAGACGUUUGCUGGCUGCAAAGUUCAAUAAUAAGAUUCAUUUUUAGAAAAAGGUCAUGUGAGACACUGAUAGAUAUAAUUUUGUAACCUAACGUUCUGGAAUUUAAUAAACUUUUGUCGAACAAGAAAAA